UUGAGUUAGUUCCUGAUCCUGCACUCAUUGACACAGAGGUCAGGCAAAGUACAGAGCGCAGAACCAGCCAGUGCGGCAGCAAACAUCACCCAGGUCGCGUCCGAAAGCAAGAAAGGUAAGAUGGGCAAAGACGGCAAUGAUUCCUCGGAAAACUUCACAUCCUUGGAGCCUUUGGAGUACAGGAUAGCCGGUCUUGUGUUCUACAGCAUCAUCCUCGUCAUCGGCACUGUGGUCAACGCCACCGCACUAUGGGUGUUCUGCCUGAGCACCAAGAAGAAGACCUCCACUUCCAUCUACAUGAUCAACGUGGCCGUCGUAGACCUCAUAGUCAUCGUCUUCCUGCCAUUGCGUUUGGUGUAUUACGCACAGAACUACUGGCCCUUUGGGGACAUCCUGUGCCGGGUCAGUGCCGCCCUGAGCGUCUUCUACCCAUCGAUGGCGCUGUGGCUCUUUGCGCUGAUCAGCCUUGACCGCUUUGUGGCUUUGAUGCAGCCGUGGCAUGCUAUUGAACUGAAGAACGUGCACAAGGCCCUACUGUCUUGUGCGGGCUUAUGGAUCAUGGUGCUGGGGGUGAGCGCGCCACUCCUCCUGACCAGUGACAACCUAGACAAGGCGUCCAACCUCACCACCUGUGCAAAAUUGCGCAAUGCCAUCUACCUGAAGCUGGACAACUCGAUCAAUUUCGUGAGGCUCCUGUUCUUCUUCAUGGUACCGGUCUGCAUCAUGAUCGGCUGUUACACCAGCAUCCUUAGCAGCAUAGCGUGUGGCCGCUCCCUGAAGUUCAAAGGCAAGGUGAAGAAGGUGUCCAUCAGGAUCAUCGUGGCAAUAAUGGUACAGGUGCUUGUGUGCUUUGUGCCCUUCCACAUUUGCUUCAUCAUCCAGGUGCUGGAACUGGCUGGGGACAGCCACAGAGCCUGGGCCGUCGCCUCCAGCCUCCUGUUGAACCUCAGCACAGUGCUCGACAUGGCUCUCUACUACAUUGUAUCCCAGCAGUUCAAGGAACGAGUCAUCAGCGUCAUCCUGUACAGGAACUACCUGCGCAGCAGGCGCAGGAAGGUCUGUCAGAUAGAAUACAUUCCCUCAGCCGACACUAAGAACACUGCUCCCGGUGGCCAAAGAGCCCAUGUAGAACACUUGCACUGAAACAGUCACUUUGUGAGAGUAAUGAGCAUUUCUACCGGACAGAAGUGACAAAAUCACUGCUAGGUCGUCGACUGUAAGUGGAUGGAAUUGUAGCAAAAAACUCACCUCCUGUUGGUAUGAUGUCCGACCGUGAGAAACGUGCACGGAGGAGAGGCCGACAUCCUGACUUUGGCCAUUCUGGGUGGGACUAAGCCAAUCGGCAGCAUGAUGCAGCCAUGUGAAGUUAAAUUAUUGAGCAAAAAGUGCAAAGAACCCUGUACUUUAACUUUGUUUUUUUGUAGCUCUUUCGUAUAUACAGUAUACAUAUAUAUUUUUGGACACCCUUUGAUGAUGACAUUGACAGGAUGCAACAUCCUUAGUUUAAAACUAAGCAUACUAAC
Messenger RNA from Scleropages formosus (Asian bonytongue), 1523 nucleotides. RefSeq names its product N-arachidonyl glycine receptor-like. The transcript is spliced from 2 exons. Gene Ontology annotation, biological process: phospholipase C-activating G protein-coupled receptor signaling pathway; positive regulation of Rho protein signal transduction. Gene Ontology annotation, cellular component: plasma membrane. Gene Ontology annotation, molecular function: G protein-coupled receptor activity. The record is from RefSeq and is a predicted model, not a curated record. NCBI's taxonomy places the organism in Eukaryota, Metazoa, Chordata, Actinopteri, Osteoglossiformes, Osteoglossidae. The coding region runs from base 121 to 1143 and encodes 340 amino acids.